This is a messenger RNA of Hevea brasiliensis (rubber tree), 1815 nucleotides long. RefSeq names its product probable ADP,ATP carrier protein At5g56450. Gene Ontology annotation, biological process: mitochondrial ATP transmembrane transport; mitochondrial ADP transmembrane transport. Lineage: Eukaryota; Viridiplantae; Streptophyta; Magnoliopsida; Malpighiales; Euphorbiaceae. The record is from RefSeq and is a predicted model, not a curated record. Bases 397 to 1383 code for a protein of 328 amino acids. Gene Ontology annotation, molecular function: ATP:ADP antiporter activity. The transcript is spliced from 2 exons. Gene Ontology annotation, cellular component: mitochondrial inner membrane.
AAUCAUGUCAGCCAUUGAAUUUGCAUCGAUUCAAUAAGACAGCAAUUUAAUUUUUAUUUUAAUAAAAAGAGAUUUAAUUUAUUCUGUAUAAUGGUAGAUUUGAAUCAUUGAAUUUGAUUGAUUAACUAAUAGGGAAACCAGAAACCAACCGAGUAGCGUGAAAGUUCGUUAUUUUUCUCAUUUCUAACAAACAACGACAGAUUUAUAUUAUAAACAUCACGCGGAGAUAAGAUUAGCUUCAACAAUUAUAUACACAAAUCAAAUCAUUACACCCACCUCAUAGAACUGUAAUGUUGCUUCCAAAAAUUAAUGGGUUUUUCUUGAUGGCAGCAAUCACGCUUCAUAUUGGAAUAUAAAAGAUUUCUCUUUGUGGGUUUUUUUUGGAGGGGUCUAGAAAUGAGCAGAGAUGAUGAUGACCCAGGAGAACAGAGCCAGUCAAAACCACCCACAGCGACAACAACAUCACGACCUUACAUAUGGCUGACCCACUUCCAAAGAGAUCUGAUGGCGGGUGCGGUCAUGGGUGGAGGUGUGCACACGAUCGUCGCCCCAAUCGAAAGGGCUAAGCUAUUGCUGCAAACCCAGGAGAGUAACCUGGCAAUUGUGGGCCGUGGCCGUAGGAAAUUCAAGGGCAUGAUUGAUUGCAUCGUUCGUACCGUUAGGGAAGAAGGGGUUCUUUCUUUAUGGAGGGGCAAUGGCAGUAGUGUUCUUCGCUACUAUCCUUCUGUCGCUCUCAAUUUCUCGCUUAAGGAUCUUUAUAGAAACAUACUAAGAAAUGGCAAUCAUCAAGAUGGUCAUUUUCUGUCUGGUGCAUCUGCCAAUUUCAUUGCGGGGGCUGCUGCUGGCUGCACAACAUUAAUCUUAAUCUAUCCACUUGAUAUUGCACACACCCGCCUUGCUGCUGACAUUGGAAGAACUGAUGUUCGACAAUUCCGAGGUAUCUACCAUUUUUUAACUACCAUAUGCAAGAAAGAAGGGAUUCCGGGAAUUUAUAGAGGACUUCCUGCAUCUCUGCACGGCAUGGUAGUUCACCGGGGCCUAUAUUUUGGAGGCUUUGAUACAAUGAAGGAGAUUUUGUCUAAUGAUGCUAAACCUGAAUUGGCAUUGUGGAAGCGUUGGGUGGUGGCUCAAGCAGUCACAACAUCUGCUGGGCUGUUGUCUUACCCGUUGGACACAGUUAGAAGGCGAAUGAUGAUGCAAUCUGGCCUGGAACAGCCAAUGUAUCGUGGCACACUUGACUGCUGGAGGAAAAUUUACAGGACAGAGGGGGUGGCCUCAUUUUAUCGCGGGGCACUGUCAAAUAUGUUUAGGAGUACAGGAGCUGCUGCCGUAUUGGUUUUGUAUGAUGAGAUCAAGAAGUUCAUGAAAUGGGGUGGACUAUAGAAGGAAGCAAUUUUUGUUAGUUUUUCUUCAGAAAACAAGAAGACUAGAGUAGCAAGAGUUAAUGAGGAUAGCAGAAGGAAAGUCCUGUAAAGUGGAAAUGAGUUCUACACAGCUAACGUAUAACACAUGUCCUAGAUGACAUUUGUUUAGCGUGUCAACUUUUGAAACCCAGGAAAUACACCCCUUGAUGUUUUGUUUUGUUUUUUUUUUUUUUUUUUUUUUUUUUUGUUAAUAAAUAAAGAGUAGAAUGUGGUCGAUAUAAGGGUUUUAUAAAGUUUAUUGAUCUUCACGGUUGACCUUGGGGAUGUAUUUUACUCUCAUUUCCAUUUUUUUCUUUAUGUUUUCUUUUGUAAUGGUUUUCCUUUAGUUCGAGUUAAAAUGCAACCAGACAAUUUGAAUUUGAUUGCAGGCAGACUUAUAAGCUUCUACACA